AUGGCUCCGACGAUUGAAACCGUCGCAAUUUACAAUUCUCACCAAGAGCACUCUGUCGAUUUCUUUGGAAUGGAGUUGAUCGUCACCGUAACGCCGACUGCCUCCGUCAUCAGCCAAUGGAUCAGCAACGUCCUAUACAACAACAGCGCUCGGUUCUUCUCUCAUCCUCUCGUCGUUGGAGUCGGCGUUCAGUGGACAGCGGAUGAUCCUCACUCCAGUCCUCCAGGGGAUAGCUACUACGCCGAUCCUUCACCGCCUCGCUACUACGUCGAUCCUCCAGCAGACACUCUCCAGUUAAGCGUGGGUAAUGAAUGUCUCAUAAUCCAGCUAUCUUACUGUGACGAUGUCCCCGACGAACUCCGCAGUUUCCUCACGGAUCCGCAAACGACUUACGUCGGCGUCCGGAACAGUCAAGACGCAAGGAAGCUAGCAACAUGUAGGCAUCGGUUGCAGAUGGGAGAGCUUCUGGACAUUAGGAACUAUGUUCGAGAUUCGCAGGGCUGCCACAUGAGGGGUCGUUCGUUUGAAGCGAUUUUCCAUGAACGUAUGGGUUUUCAAGGAGUGAGGCUAGAUCCGGAGAUAUCCAGGAGCGAUUGGAGUGUUUACGAGCUUUCCGAUGAACAGAUACUUCAGGCGUCACUAGAUGUUUGUGUUUGCGCCAAGCUCGGUGUCUGGGAACGUCUAUGGGAAGUUUGA
Thlaspi arvense is the source of this 696-nucleotide messenger RNA. Lineage: Eukaryota; Viridiplantae; Streptophyta; Magnoliopsida; Brassicales; Brassicaceae. The record is from the annotation of a GenBank genome assembly.